Molecule: messenger RNA, 4392 nt
Organism: Gymnodraco acuticeps
Lineage: Eukaryota; Metazoa; Chordata; Actinopteri; Perciformes; Bathydraconidae
Gene: pcdh7a
Product: protocadherin 7a
Exons: 3
Coding region: 958-4392 (1144 amino acids)
Biological process (GO): homophilic cell-cell adhesion
Cellular component (GO): plasma membrane
Molecular function (GO): calcium ion binding
Source: RefSeq, a predicted model, not a curated record
AGCAGUGCAGGUGAGAGAAAAAAAGCCAGAGAAGGAGGAGGCGCAUGUGGAGGAGAGAUAGAGAAUGCGGGACUCUUGGAAAAAGACGCAUCUACUCUUGGUCCAUCACGAGACAUCCAUCCCGGACACAAGCUGCAUGGAUUAAGCUUAAUUGGGGAUGAUGUUGGAAUCUCAAUUAUAGCCCAUCUAAAGAGGCUCUCCUUUUCAGUUUUAUACGGAAAAACAACAAUGAGAAACUCGCUCUGAAGCACUCUUGUCUUCAUCAUAACUUGCGUGAAGGAAUCCGACUGCUUGGCACGUUGCUCCACUGCGGGGAAAAGAGGAAAACGCAGCUGGAUCUGAAGGUAAGAGGAGAUCCAGUAACAGCAUCCCAAAGACUUUUCUCAAACUGAUUUCAAUUCCUCUUUUGCGGAUGCGAGUUAAUUUUCCUCGGCGUCCGGUGAGCUGAGCAGUGUUUUUUUUUCCUUUUGUGUGGUGCUGCAUUGCAGUUUCUAACUGUGAAAACCGCGAGAAAAGCUGCUGUCCCAAAUGUGACUGGAAUAAAAUAAUUUACAAGAGGCAUAAUGAACUGAUAAGCGACCUCGUCUGAUCUCCGGUUUUACGGGAAAGAAAGACUGAAGUGGAUUAUUUAAAGGCUGAUGAAUUAGUUGUUUCUAUUUCGCAGCAGCAUGGAUUUUUUUUGACAUCUCUUUGGCGUGAACAGCCCAGCAAGACAUCGAGAGUUUUAUUAUAGAAGUUGAAAAAGCCCUGCUGGGUAUAAGAGAAGGAUAAAAUAAAGGAGCCUUAAGUGUGAGAGUGCGGAAGCUUUUCCCCGGACCUCAGGCGGCUGUCCGCAGAGCGGCAGGGGAAGGUAAGAAAGGAUAAAUCAAACACCCACGCUGUGAACUACACCAGACCACAAAACAGCAUUAAAGAAAAAACAAGCGGCAGCUCAGAGACAGACAGUGGGAAGGAGAGAUGCGAGAGAAGGAAGGCGCCAUGCAGAGGCUUGGUGCAGUGCACUCCUCCGCGGCGCAGGCUCUCAGCCUCGUGGUGUUAGUGCUGCAGCUGCUGACUCAGCUACCGGGUGCCGACUCAGCUCUCCGGUACCGAGUGGCGGAGGAGGGCCCAUCUGACGUCAAGAUUGGCAACGUGGCCGCCGACCUGGGGCUCACAGCAGGUACAGGAAGCGGGGACGUCACCUUCGCCUUGGAGAGUGGCUCAGAGUUUUUUAGGAUUGAUAAUGUGACAGGUGAGCUGACAACUGGCCAAAAGCGCAUCGACAGAGAGAAGCUCCCACAGUGCCAGAUGAUAUUUGAUGAAAAUGAGUGUUUCUUGGACUUUGAGGUGUCAGUUAUUGGACCACUGCAGAGCUGGGUAGACCUGUUUGAAGGUCGUGUUGUCAUAACAGACAUCAAUGACAAUACACCUUCUUUCCCCUCACCUGUUCUCCAGCUCUCAGUUGAGGAGAAUCGCCCCAUAGGAACUCUUUACCUGCUGCCCACAGCAACAGACAGGGAUUUUGGCCGAAAUGGAAUUGACCGGUAUGAGCUGAUUCAAGAUGGUGCUGCUGGGUCAAGUUCAACAAGACGCACAGCAGGAGGAAACCCCAUUGCGAGAGUGGAUGGAGGUGGCGACCGGAGGGGUAGAAGUGGAGAUAAUGGAGGAGGACCCCGGAGCACUGUGUUUGAACUACAAGUUGCAGACAUACCAGAUGGGGAAAAACAACCACAGCUAAUUGUGAAAGGCACUUUGGAUCGUGAGCAGAAAGACUCAUAUGAGCUCAUCCUCAGGGUUCGAGAUGGUGGAAACCCACCACGUUCCUCCCAAGCCUUACUUCGUGUGUCCAUCAGUGAUGUGAAUGACAACAGCCCACAGUUUGAGAGGUCCACAUAUGAGGCAGAAAUGGCAGAAAACGCUCCUCCAGGUACACCUGUCCUCCAGGUCAGAGCUUCAGACCGCGACAUUGGAGUCAAUGGGCAAGUUGAGUAUGUCUUUGGAGCGGCCACUGAAUCCGUCAGGCGACUCCUGCGGCUGGACGAGGCCACUGGAUGGCUGAGCGUCCUUCACAGGAUUGACAGGGAAGAUGUGUCCCAACUGAGGUUCACAGUAACAGCCAGAGACCGAGGUCAGCCACCCCGCACUGACCGCACCACUGUCAUCUUGGCUGUCCGGGAUGAAAAUGACAAUGUCCCAGUGGUGGAGAUCCGAAAGAUUGGACGGAUCCCUGUUAGAGAUGGAGCAGCGUUAGUUCCAGAGAACGUUCUGGUGGACACACCAGUAGCUCUGGUACAGGUGUCAGACCGAGACCAGGGAGAGAAUGGAGCUGUGACGUGCACAGUCGUAGGAGACGUCCCAUUCACAUUGAAGCCAGCUGGUGAAACAGCACUCCCACCCAUGCCUGCAGAUGAAUCCUUUGACAGGAAUAAGAAAAAAUACUUCCUACAUACUUCUGCCUUGCUGGACUAUGAGGCCACCAAAGAGUACAGUGUUACCAUUGUGGCAGUAGAUUCUGGCAGCCCCAGUCUGUCAAGCAACAGUUCACUGAUGGUGCGUGUAGUAGAUAUCAAUGACCAUGCCCCCAUCUUUGCCCAGAGCGUUGUGGAAGUCCACUUUGCUGAGAACAACUCACCUGGUGAAAGAGUAGUCACAGUGUUAGCCUCAGAUGCAGACAGCGGCAAGAAUGCUGAGAUGGCAUACUCCCUGGACCCUGCUGGUAACGGGAAAUUUUACAUAGAUGCAGAUAAUGGAGAUAUCCGUGCCACAGGGGUUCUUGACCGUGAGGAGCGAGAGAGGUAUGAACUUCGAGUGAUUGCCAAGGACAAGGGUACACCUUCACUGCAAGGCUCCGCAACAGUUGUUGUUCAGGUGACCGACCGCAACGACAAUGCUCCAAAGUUUGUUCAGGAAAUCUUUACAUUCUACGUGAAAGAGAACCUGCUUGCCAACAGCCCGGUUGGCAUGGUCACUGUGACAGAUGCUGAUGAAGGCGAGAAUGCAGAACUUAGUCUGUUUGUAGAAAUGGAUGGAGUUGAUGAGAAGAAGUCAGUAGAGAAGGUGGAAGGAGAAGAUAGUGAGAAAGAGCAGGAAGACAUGUUUUCCAUUGACAACAACACAGGAACUAUCUUUUCUUCUGCAUCAUUUGACCGUGAAAAGCUUUCCUCCUAUACCUUCCGUGUCCAGGCUGUGGAUGGAGGUGAGCCCCGGAAAACUGCCACCGCCACUGUCUCGCUCUUUGUGACAGAUGAAAAUGACAACGCCCCCUCAAUCACCUCUCCAUCCAAUGAGUCCUACACUCUCCUUCCACCCGCCAGCAGUGCCCGUACCAUAGUCAGGACUGUAACUGCCAUAGACUCAGACACUGGCCCAAAUGCAGACCUUCACUAUGAUCUGGUGGGGGGAAAUCCCUUCCGACUGUUUGAGAUUGGCCACACUAAUGGAGUGAUCACACUGGCAGAACCUCUGGAGCGGCGCCACAGAGGUCUGCACCGCCUGGUGAUCCGGGUCAAUGAUAGUGGAGCGCCCUCCCUCUGUGCCACCACCCUGGUUCAUGUCUUCAUCAACGAGAGCUUGGCCAACGCAACCCUUGUGGAUGCACAGGUGGCCCGCAGUUUGAUGGCUCCACUGUCACUGGACAUCGCGGGGGACCCAGACAGCGACCGUGCAUUAGGGAAACAGCGCCUCAGCGUAGCUAUUGGUGUCCUGGCGGGGGCCGCGGCGGUCAUCCUGGUGAUCCUACUUGUAGUCACAGCUCGGCAGUGUGGAGCUCAGGGCAAAAAUGGCUACGAGGCCGGUAAGAAGGAGCCAGAGGAGGACUUCUUCAGUCCUCCAGGAGCUCAACCACAGGCUGGCCACAGCAGGGGAUCAGACCGGGGACGCAAACCACGUCGGGACAAACGCAACGGAAGUGGCACCAAUGUAGCGGUGGGAGGAGGGAAAGCAGACAGAUCCCUCUACAGCGGUAUUGUUACAGUCAAUGGUCUGCGCCGCCAUGCAAAUGAUGACGAUGAGGAGGAUCUGAGCAGUGCGAGUGAACGCCUCGCAGCACGCUACUGCGCUAUGGACGGUGACCCCGGAAGCCCACGGAUGAGCGGUGGCAUGAGGCACCAGUCGAGCCCAGAUCUGGCCAGGCACUACAAAUCCAGCUCACCUCUACCUGCAGUGAAUCUACAGCCCCACUCCCCCCCAGCUGAAGGAAAGAAGCACCAGGCGGUCCAGGACCUGCCUCCCUCCAACACCUUUGUGGGCAGUGGAGGUUGUGUGGGGAGCGCCGGAUCCAGCAGCAGUAGCAGUGGGGGCAGUGGCAACGCAGAUGCUAUGUCCCUGGGAUCUGACCAGUGCUCAGAUUACGGCUGCCAGACUGGGAACAAGUACAGCAAACAGGUAGGAGCUCUGGGAAGGGAACUGGGAUGA